This is a messenger RNA of Nasonia vitripennis (jewel wasp), 1526 nucleotides long. RefSeq lists its product as uncharacterized. The record is from RefSeq and is a predicted model, not a curated record. The transcript has 5 exons. The coding region runs from base 667 to 1200 and encodes 177 amino acids. Lineage: Eukaryota; Metazoa; Arthropoda; Insecta; Hymenoptera; Pteromalidae.
AGCAUAUAGAACUGGAGGCAGCUUCCCGUAGGCCGAAAGUGCAGACGAGUUUGUAGAGAGAGACAGACAUAUCGGACUACAUGCUAUCUCUCUCUCUCUAGUCGCACGCGAUUGGCUGUUGAUUUUCUCCCUUCUUCAUAAGUAAAUCGUAUGGUCGCAGCAUAUUUUCUAACCUCCAACAUCAGUUCCUUACAAUUUAUUUGCUUAUAAUUUUAAAUAUAUUUAAUUAAAAAUGCCAAAAAAGUGUUGCAUAGCUAACUGUAAGGUACAACAAGAUGAUCCAGAAGGCCUUCGUCUGAGUUUUUACAAGUAAGUUUUUAUCUAUACAUCAAUUCAAAAAAAUAUAAACAUUAUCUUUUUAUUAGAAUACCUGCGGACGAAAGUUUUGAUACAACUUGUUCUGGGUUAAAAAAUGGAAAAUUAAAGAAUGGAAGUUGUCCUACUAUAUUUGUAAAUUUCAAAAACUUGAAGCUGCAAAACACAGCAAAUGAAAAAGAUGUCAUCAUCAAUGAAUGCACAAACACAGCGAAUCAUUUACUGAAUGUACAUAAUUACUCGAAUAAUAAUGGAAUCAACGAUGAGUUCAUAGAAAUUGAACAUGAAGAAACAAACAACGUUGAAUCUGAAUUUCUUAACCAAGAAGCAAUUCCUUCAUCAAAUACUUUGAUGCUACAAUCACUUACACAUGAAGAAGUAUGUAAUACGCCAAUGCAAACUAAAGAAAUGCCUUCAGCGUAUGAGUACACUAUGCAAGAAACUACAAAUUCACCCGUAGAAAGUACAAGUACUUCCAUUUUCAAAGAGAGUAUUGAGAAUACGCAUCCAAGUAAAAAGCCUUCGAAUGGCAACAAUAUGGAAGAUAUUAAUGAUAAUAGAAGCAAGGCAAUGUAUAAUAUACCAAGAAAUAUAUAUAAAAUGUCACUUGGUAACAUUAAUUUAAGCAAACUGGACUUCUCCCCAGUAAAUCUACCUGGAUUAAAAAGAUUGCUGUACAAUGAACAAAAUGAAAUCAGAGCUCUACAGCGAAAAAUGAAAUCCAAGAGGAUGAAAAUAUAUCGUCAUAAGCAACGAGUAAAAUGUGUGAAAUCUUUAGUUUCUCACAUGAAACAGCGUAAAUAUGUAUCUGAUAAGUUAUCUGAUAUUCUCGAAGAGGUGUGCUCCUUUCAUCACAGUAAUAAAUUCACAUUCUCAUACAUAUGAAUGUGAAUAUAAAGAAAAGAUCAUCGCUGAUUAUUAAUAUUUUUGUAUCUAUAACAAUGAUGAUUAUUCGAUAUUGAAGGAAGAAUUUAAAUGAAGUAUGAGAUUUUUAUAUUAUCUUUACAUUAGGUAUUUAUAACUUGUUAUUUUAGGUACAAUUAUAACCUUAACAAAUAAGCACAUAUGAUAAGUAAACAAUUGUAUAUACCGUCAGUAUCAAUUAUAGUAGAUUUUUACAAAGUUUGUAGAACGAAACAUUUGAUUGUAAUAAUAAUGCACUUAUUACUAAGACAUGAUGUUAUUGUCCUUUUGUCUGAGUAUAAACGUAU